AUGACGGCUUCAAGGACGACAAGAGCAUUGGUAUUGAGGAAGUACGAUGGGACGCUAGAGCUCGAGACGCUCAAUGUCACUGCCCCGGGGCCGAAAGAGGUGCUGGUGGAGAUGCACGCAUCGGGGAUCUGCCACACAGAUCUCACGUGCAUGAAAGAGGGGUUUCCUGUACCGUAUAUUUUAGGACAUGAAGGCGCGGGCACCAUCCUCGAAGUCGGCAGCGACCUGACCUCCAAAUUCUCACCUGGGGAGUCCGUGCUCCUCACCUUCAACCAUUGUGGCGCAUGCACCGCCUGCUCCUCCGCACACCCAGCCUACUGCCAGAACUUCAUCCCGUAUAACAUGGGCGGCCGCCGCCUGACCGACGGAACCUUUUUCUACAACACGCAAGACUCAACGGAUCCAAGCCACGUCCUCGGGGGCUUCUUCGGCCAGUCCAGCUUCGCCUCGCACGCAAUUGUGCAAGAGAACUCUCUCAUCAAAGUCCCAAAAGACACCAACCUGGCCCUCCUCGCGCCGCUAGGCUGCGGUAUUCAAACCGGUGCCGGCUGCGUCAUCAACACAUUAGCCGUGAAGAAGGGUUCUAGCAUCGCCAUCUUCGGGGCCGGUGCUGUAGGAUUGAGCGCCUUGAUCGCAGCGAAGAACGUUAGCGCAUCCCCCAUCAUCGCAGUCGACUUGGUCGAGUCGCGGCUCGAUCUCGCGCAAGAGCUGGGCGCGACGCAUGUCUUCAAAGGCGACGACAAGAACCUCGCAGAGGAGAUAAGAAAAUUGACGGCGAUGACGGGAGGGGUGCAGUAUGGCAUCGAUGCGACGGGUGUUGUGCCGGUGAUCGAGCUGAUGAUCGAUGUACUGGGAAUACUAGGGAAGGCGGCAACGGUUGGGGUGACGGGGAGGGAUAAGAAGGUUGCGGUGGAUGCGACUAGCCUAAUGAGUCAGGGGAAGUCGUAUGUGGGAUGUACGGAGGGGGAUAGUAAUCCACCGGAGUUCAUUCCGUAUCUCGCUAGUGAGAUCGCUGCGGGGAGAUUUCCAAUUAAGAAGCUGGUUAAGACAUAUCCUGUGGCUGAGUAUCAGACUGCUCUUGCGGAUAUGCGUUCCGGAAAGACACUCAAGCCGGUGCUUCUCUGGAAGUAAGCGGGGAGUAUGAAUAACAAAAUUUGUCUCAAUAUACCAUGAC
This is a messenger RNA of Mytilinidion resinicola, 1174 nucleotides long. Its product is annotated as alcohol dehydrogenase. Gene Ontology annotation, molecular function: oxidoreductase activity. Bases 1 to 1131 code for a protein of 376 amino acids. The record is from RefSeq and is a predicted model, not a curated record. The transcript has 3 exons. NCBI's taxonomy places the organism in Eukaryota, Fungi, Ascomycota, Dothideomycetes, Mytilinidiales, Mytilinidiaceae.